Molecule: messenger RNA, 3599 nt
Organism: Saccostrea cuccullata (small rock oyster)
Lineage: Eukaryota; Metazoa; Mollusca; Bivalvia; Ostreida; Ostreidae
Exons: 4
Coding region: 25-1242 (405 amino acids)
Source: RefSeq, a predicted model, not a curated record
GAGCCCAUUUGUCAACCUGACCCGAUGUUUGAUGUGAAUGAUAUUCCAGCAGAGGAAAAUCUAUCUAAAGGAAUUUUAUCUAAAGACAAUGAAGACACAAGUAGAAAUAAUGAUGGGAGUUCCACUCUUAAUGAAUGUCAGACAAAUAAGCUAAGAGAAUAUGACAGGAAAAAGGAUAUUGCUUUGUUAGAUCUGUCUCGGCAAGAAACAUUAGACACAAGUAAAGCUCAGUCUUCAAACUCACAGGACGUAAGAAAUUCAAACUCACAGGACAAGAGUAAGGCUCAGUCUUCAAACUCACUCGGCAACAGUAACACUCAGUAUCCAAAUCCAAAAGACAAGAGUAACGUUCAGUAUCCAAACCCCAAGGUUACAAGUAACACUCAGUCUACAAACCCACAGGACAUGAGUAACACUCAGUCUACAAACCCACAGGACAUGAGUAACACUCAGUCUACAAACCCACAGGACAUGAGUAACACUCAGUCUACAAACCCACAGGACAUGAGUAACACUCAGUCUACAAACCCACAGGACAAGAGUAACAUUCAGUCUACAAACCCAAAAGACACAAGUAACACUCACUCUCUGAUCUCACGGGAUUCUACAGAGGAGGAAGAUUAUGUACCAAUGGAUUGGCCUCGCACUGAUGGCCUCGGGACACAAGAGAACGGAGAGACUUGUGAAGAAGUCUGCUUGAGAGAGAAGUCAGGUCAGAAGUCGGGAGUGUUACGGUACUCGGUGUCAAAUGUGUCUUUAUGUACCAAAGUCAUCAGGCUACAGGUGACUCACCACAUCAGCUCUUUGGUGUUUGAAGGUAAAGAUGCUGAGGCUCUCUCUGUCAUUGACAAACCCCUGCACAGUCUUUUAGACGUCAGUGGGGCACCACAAGGGUUGCAGGCAUAUGUCAAAUCUCAGUACAGAGACAGUAAAACCUUGAUGGACCUUGUUACAGCUUUCCUCAUCAGCAUUAUAGAUGCCAUUAGAUACAGGUCUCUCUUUCAUGACCUUGUUCAGAAGAGUGUCCUUGAGGUCAUGAACUGCAUGUUUGGUAAAUACAGCCUUGAUGUCCUGAAGGUGGCCUUGACCUGUUUGACCUCUUUGUUCCAGAACCAGCAUAUCCUGCCCCAGUUAUCAGAGUCCACAUUUCUGAAAGAAGGCAAGAGGGAUUAUAUCAAAGUUAUCAGGUGUUUUACAAACAGACAUACCAGCAAUACAGGAACUUCACAGGGUUGUGAGUGACAUCACCCCCAUAGAAUGAAAUGUCCCUCAGCACCCUGACCGUCUGUAGAAUAAUACACCCAUCUCUUCAGAUCUUACAUGACCCUCCACCCACCCAUACACAAACAAUAGUGGGUUAGAGGGUGUGUGUGAAGGAAACCAUUCCAAUGAGGUGUCUGAAACUAAUCUGUUAUCUAUAUUUUUUGUUACUUCUACAAAACAGAACCUUUUGUGAUUUUAAUCAUAUCAGGUCAUGUAUGAAAACAAUAACAUUUAAUUAAUAAUAAAUAGUUUGUUAAGUUUGAUAGAAUGUUACAUUGAAUAAUUACGUUUUACUGAAUGCAUGAGGUGCCAUAAAUUAUUUAUAUGCUAGGCAAUAGUAUUGUGUACUUAUGAAUUUAAUUAAGGGAAUAACUCACUUUAGUAAAAAAAAAACCUGCUACUUAUGUACAAAAAAAUGAACUGGUUUUGUCAAAUCUGGAUCCUAACUAUUUAUAAUCACUCCAUGUGUAGCAUGCUUAUUUAAGUUCACAGGUAUAAGGAACUUGGUGCUAUAAAGAUUCUACCACUGGCUGAACGUCACCUUUUGUUCACUUUGGAAUCACUGUGUUAGAGAUGGUUAUACAUAAAUGAAUGUGAUAUGAUUGUAUUGUUACUAGAUAAUAACCGUUCCUUGUCUGUUGGUAUUUACGCAAUUGUUAAUUUGAUAUUGAAAGUUUUUUGACAAAUACUUUGAAUUUGGUCAAACCAAAUUUUAAUCUGUUUUUUUUUCAUCAUAUAUGGAUAUACUUGCAAUUAAUUUCUAUAAAAAUAUGCUGUGUAUAUUUAAUACAAGGUUUUUGAAAAAAAUGGAUAUACAUAACUAUACAACAUGCUGUAUUAAUAUUGAUCUUCAGUAUGCUUUGAUAUGUCAGAUUUGUUAUGAAAUCCAUAAGGGAUAAUUCAAACUUGCUCAUUGACAAACCAUGUAAUUUACAAUAAAUCCUAACCCCCAAACCUUACCUCAACUACAAAUGAACUUAUAGCAUGAUCUUACCUAGUAAUUGAACAUAUAACAAUCCACCCCCAAAGAACUUAUAUCCAUUUCAACCCCCAAAGAAUUUGCAUCCAUAUCUACCAUCAAAGAACUUAGAUCCAUAUCCACCCACAAAGAACUUAGAUCCAUAUCCAUCAACAAAGAACUUAGAUACAUAUCCACCAACAAAGAAGUUAGAUCCAUAUCCACCCACAAAGAACUUAGAUCCAUAUCCAUCAACAAAGAACUUAGAUCCAUAUCCAUCAACAAAGAACUUAGAUACAUAUCCACCAACAAAGAACUUAGAUCCAUAUCCACCCACAAAGAACUUAGAUCCAUAUCCAUCCACAAAGAACUUAGAUCCAUAUCCACCCACAAAGAACUUAGAUCCAUAUAUCUCCCACAAAGAACUUAGAUCCAUAUCCAUCUACAAAGAACUAAGAUACAUAUCCAUCCACAAAGAACUUGCAUCCAUAUCCACCCACAAAGAACUUGCAUCCAUUUCCACCCACAAAGAACUUAGAUCCAUAUCCACCCACAAAGAACUUAGAUCCAUAUCCACCCGCAAAGAACUUAGAUCCAUAUCCAUCCACAGAGAUUUUGUGUCCAUUCUAUCAAAUAAAUAAAAUAUAUUUUAAACUAAACUGAACAUAUCAGAAUCUACCUUAUAAUGCAGAACUUGAAUCACUAUCAACCUUUCACAAAACACUAAUAGGAUCAGUACGAGAUAAACCCUAAAAGAAUAUAGCUUAAGAUCCACCCCACAAAGAACUUUGAUCGCUAUCAUUCCAUGCCAAUUGAUCUUGCUAUAAAAAAAAUAUGGAUUAUUAUCAAACCUUAUCUUAAACACUUUACCUUCAUGUGAUAUAUUGUUACGAUUUUAAAAAAUUGUUUUAUUAUCUAAUACUAUGUAUUAAGUUUGCUGUUAAUUAAAAGCUGUGUAAAAUCAAGCAAAAAAUCUCACAUUCCUUAGAAUACUGUAAUUGUAUUACAUUUAAAUGUGUAUUUUUUUAGCGCCUUUCGCGGAAGGCAGCCUCCGCUAAAUCAAUUACAUCGCUAAAUGCUUUGUGUAUAAAGGUUUAUGUAAAGCACAUUCAAAAAGCGCUAAAUCAAAUCUACUCCAACUUGUUGAAAAUUCAAUUUCCGCCAAAUAUCGUACACGCCAAAUAUAAUACAUUUACAGUAUGUGAUUUUACAUGAAGUUGUCUUAUCAUGCUAAAUAGCCAUAAUUUAUUUGUGUUGAUGAUUCUUUUUUAAUAUUUUUAGUGUAGUUUAAAUGUUUAACAAUUUUUAUAUGUAUUUAAAAUUUAUAUAGGUAGUGCAAAAAAUUUUCAUAUUUUAAGUUUAUUUAAUUUUUUUUUUU